This is a messenger RNA of Lymnaea stagnalis (great pond snail), 8157 nucleotides long. Lineage: Eukaryota; Metazoa; Mollusca; Gastropoda; Lymnaeidae. The record is from the annotation of a GenBank genome assembly.
AGGCCAGCCAAGCCCUCCACCAAGCCACUGUUAAGCCUCAGACUGCGGACGGCGUGCAGUCUCACAUACUCAGGGAGAAGCUGAACGAGCUGGAUGCAGAAAUCGAAAAGUUCAGGUCAGAAAAUGCCAACCUGGAAAAACUUCGUAGGGAGCGUGAAGAGGUUGGUAGUCAAUAGAAAUAUAAUAAUAAUAAAGCUUAUUUGAAAAUCACGCUUCAUCCCCAAAGGCUAGAAGCGCAGUACAAAGUCAUCAAUAUUUAAAGAGAAAUUUAAAAAAUCUAUAUUUUACCACAUUGAAAUACAAAACACAACAUUACAAAAACUACAUACAAGAAUACCCAUUCUAAGGCUUUCAUCCCUUGCAACCAUGAACAACACAGGCCACUAUACAUCCAGGAGACAAUAGCCGGCUGGAAAAGAUGGUAGACAACAUCACCCCAACAGGUGUCUGGCUGUUUCUGAGGAUGACGAAUUCAUUCUGUUUUUGUUUUUUUGUUUUUUUUAAAUGGAGUUUCUGGGGUGAAUUUUAAUGGGAUCAGUCAAGAUGUAUUGCUUGUUGAGUUAUGGUUUUCUUUUUUAAUAGGGAAAUGUAGCCUUGGUCAUCUUUGCAUGGAAAGAGUCAAGUUCUUCAAUUCAGUUUUAAUUAUUUUUUUUUAAAAUGCAGCUGUUGAAAUGUUAGCUGUGAUUAUAUUUAAAAAAAGCACUAGUUUUCAAAGCAUUUAAUACAACUAGCAUACUGCAUACUAACUCUAUUAAUAAUCUAAAGCAUCUCUCUGAAAUAUUUGUGCUACUGAAAAUUGUUUCCUAUCAUUCCAAAAUUAUAAUUUAUACAUUUUAAUAUUUGUUUCGUACCAACCGUCAGCUGUAGUUUAGGGCAUCAAGGUUUGAAUUUUAAUGCCUGUUUGUUUUGUUGUUCAUAGUUUAAGAUUCCUAUAACCUUAGUUUAAUACAUUGUUGUAUUUAAACCCAGAUUUUUAAAAUUUAUUUCUUUUCAUUGUUACAGGGUUUGGGUAAGUUGAAGCAGGAGAUAGAAAGCUUCCAGAGAGAGAAAGAAGUGGAACUGAAGAGACUGGAGGAGUACAAAAAUGAGGAAUUGAAAAAGCUCAAGUAAGUUGUGUGGAGUCUCACGAUUAAUGCACUGUGGUGGGGUGGGGGGCGUUGUAUUUCAUCACAUGUGUACUGUAAUGUAUAUGUGGAGUGGAUGAGACAUGGCAAAAAUAUAUAUAUUAACAGAAUCACUUGGUUAUUUUAAUGACAUAUUGUGAAAGUCUUCAGGGAGUUGAUAUAAUUAUGCAGUUGUAUAAUUUGAUACACAAUAUGACAUGUUUAAAUCUUUAUGUUUUCAGAAAAGAAAGGAAACUUUUCGACAGCUACCAGAAGAAAAUAAGAUCCAUGCCAGACAAGAAAGAUAGGGAAGAGAUUGAAGCCUUGAGAACACAGGUGAAUUUAUUAAGACAUCUAAUCUGCUAGGCCGUGAAAGACCAUUUCACUUUGAAUAAUAUUUCCUUAAAAGUCAUUGCUCAAAGAUAUUUUGUAAUAACCCGUAAAGCUUCUUUUUGUGAGGGUAAUUGUUUAUAAAUUAUUACUUCCCAAACUGGUGGCUUUAUUAAUAAAAUUGAUGCUACUUUUUUCAGCAUUCGUGAAAUGUCUCAAUAUUUUAUUACUCUGAAAUAUUUCCAGAUCUGAAAUAUGACAUUGCUUCCAGAGUUUUACGAAACCUUUCUUUACUUAAGUUUGUAUUAAACAAACAACAUGAUAUGUAUCAUGUAGUCUUGCCAAGCUGACUGCCAUGUUGUAUACCUUAGCUCCAAGAACUCCAAGAUGAGCUAAAGCGGAAGGAGAGCAGGUGGAAUGCCAGCACCGCCAGGCUGAAGAAUAGACUGGCCGAGGUGGAGCUGGAGAACGGUGAGCUCAGGGAGGAGGUUCGCAUCCUUGAGAAGAAGAGGCUGGAGUGGAUGACCGCCCAGAGCAGUGUCAAGUCUUCAGCGCAGCAGCUGAGUAAUGGGAAAAGUGGUCACGGCGAGACCAGCCUAGGAAAGUCUGGUAAACAAGUAAGUGGUUUUGUUAAUGAAAUUUAUUAUUUUUUUUCAUUCCUUAUCUUUUAAUGAGACAAUUAUGAAUUUGAAGUAAGAUAGAAGGAUCAUUCAGUAAUAAAUAUAUUCCUGUAUUUUUUAUUUUAUCUAUUUAUUAUGUUUUCCAUCAGUGCUGUUAGGCAUCAGUACAAAGUAUUUUAUGAAAGUGAAAGCUUUGUUAUCUCUUUGCUCCAGUCCAAACAGUUCUGUUUGACCAAUUUUUAAAGAUACCAGAUAUUUUUUUUUCUUUCUUUUCACAUAUUUGCAUGUUUUGGCAGUCUGUACAAAUUUGAAUGGCAAUAAUUAUUACAAUGCUGUAUCUGGUUGUCAUGUAUGGAUGUGAUAAUGUUGACUGAAAAAUCACAGGAUUAUGUGAUCCAAUCUGUUUUACACAGGCCUCCUCCCAGCCUAGAAGCAGCACACCAACAAAAGAAGUCAGUGCAAAGGCCCCAGGAUCCUCAGGACACAGGGAGAUGAUCCAGCCAGGUAAGUCCAUGAUUUACUCUGUCAGCUGUUUUGAAACAUAUGUCCUUUUUUUUUUCUAACAAUAAACUUAGUUAAACUUAAAAUCUUGGUAUGGACUUUAACCUAAAAGGCUAAAGAUAAACUUUGCAGCUGAUCCAUUGCUCUGAGUGUAGUUAAAUUAUUGCAUGCAGUGGGUCCCACAUGAACAUGAUGCACUAAAUAUAGUGAUCAGUAUAAUUGUUAUGGCGUCUCUUGAUGUAAAUUCUUGUCCCUCUGUUUUGUCAAAGCCCACCAGUCGUCUCCUCACACACAAUUUUAUGUGACUCUGAAAGUCAAGCACUGUUAUUUUAUAAAGGUUUAUGCAAUCUAUUAAAAAAUUUUAUUCUGGUUUUUUUAAAAAUAUUAUUCCCAGCGGUCCAAGCCACCUCCGCAAGACCUGCCGUCCCCAUCACAACCAGCGCCAUCACAAACAAAGCCAAAACUGUCAACAACCACCUUACACCCUCCAGUAACCACAAUGGCCUCGUGGCACAACCAAGUUCAAGGACUGGGGGAUUGAAGCCGCUGGCAACGUCUGCGGCGCAAGUCGGUUUACCUGGGGAGAUCAUGCAGACUCAGAACACCUUUAUCCCAGUCAUGACAGAGAAGUACGCAACAAAAUAUAGUGCUCAACUCAGUGUUUCUCAGCUAGGGCCAUGUGGCCUUCCAGUGGGCCACAGUAUAUUUCUUAAGGGUCACAAAAUUUUAUUUUAAAGUUCUUUAUAAAUAUAAAAAUAGAGGUUUUCUUUUUUUUUAUUAAUGAUGGGGAAGGAGACCACAGAGGGAAAACAAUUUUAAAGUGGGCCACUAGGAAAAUAAACACUGUUUCAAACUCAUGGUUUGCAUUUUGUUUUCCAAAAAUGUGACCACCAUACCAGAAGCUUUGUAUUGUUAAAAGUUUGUUGUGCCUUUUCCAUGAUUUUGGACUUGCACUUGUGACUGGCCUGUUUUGUUCAUUACAAAAAUAAAGGGAGACUAGAAUCAUGUUUAGAAAUAAUGCAGGCUAGAGGCUUUGUCUUAGACUCUACACAACUUCUAUUUCUACUAGUUGGGUUCAAUUUAAUUUUUUUCAUUUUAACUUUUUGCUCUGUCGGCUGCAGAAGGAUCAUUGUUUUUGUACAUGUUAAUUAUUUUGUUUCAUCUUAUUUUUGCCUUGAGAUUUUUUACCCUAACCUGUGUUUCUUAUGGGGCUUCGUAGCCUUGUGGUCAUUGAGUCUUUUCAAUUGUUAGGAGUUCAAUGGUUAAUUUCUAUUGUACAUUAUCCAUCCCUGUGGUGUUACAGCCCAUGUAAGGCUUUGGCCUACCUCACCACUUCCUUCCACUCAGACCUAACUAAUGCCUUUCUUUGCCAUGCUUGGACUUUCAGCUGUUGUAGAUAUUUUUCCACAUCAUUCAUCGAUCUAAGCCUAGGUCUGCCUUUGAGCCUUUUCCUCUGGGGUAUUGGUGAUGCACCCUCUUCGUUCUUCUGUCAUUUGGCAUUCUCUCCAAGUGUCCUGCCCAGCAUAGCCUGCCUCUUUUUAUUUCUGCUACUAUUGUGGGAUCCUGAUAUAGACUGUACAGUUCAUGGUUGGUUCGUAUUCAUCCAUUCUCCAUCCAUAUUCAUCCUUUGUUGGUCCAUAUAUUUUCCUGAGAACUUUCCUCUCCCAUGUGUUUAAUGGUUUUCUGCCGUUUUUGUUAGGGUCCAAGUUUCACUUGCAUAUGUUACAACUGGUCUGAUCACAGUUUUAUAAAUAGUUUUCUUUGUUUCUCUUGUAAUGUUUCUAUUAUAAUGUUUCUAUUGUAAUGUUUCUAUUGUAAUGUUUCUAUUGUAAUGUUUCUAUUGUAAUGUUUAUAUUGUAAUGUUUCUAUUGUAAUGUUUCUAUUGUAAUGUUUCUCUUGUAAUGUUUCUCUUGUAAUGUUUCUAUUGUAAUGUUUCUCUUGUAAUGUUUCUCUUGUAAUGUUUCUAUUGUAAUGUUUCUAUUGUAAUGUUUCUAUUGUAAUGUUUCUAUUGUAAUGUUUCUAUUGUAAUGUUUCUAUUGUAAUGUUUCUAUUGUAAUGUUUCUCUUGUAAUGUUUCUAUUGUAAUGUUUCUAUUGUAAUGUUUCUAUUGUAAUGUUUCUAUUGUAAUGUUUCUAUUGUAAUGUUUCUCUUGUAAUGUUUCUAUUGUAAUGUUUCUCUUGUAAUGUUUCUCUUGUAAUGUUUAUAUUGUAAUGUUUCUAUUGUAAUGUUUCUAUUGUAAUGUUUCUAUUGUAAUGUUUCUAUUGUAAUGUUUCUCUUGUAAUGUUUCUAUUGUAAUGUUUCUAUUGUAAUGUUUCUAUUGUAAUGUUUCUCUUGUAAUGUUUCUAUUGUAAUGUUUCUAUUGUAAUGUUUCUCUUGUAAUGUUUCUAUUGUAAUGUUUCUAUUGUAAUGUUUCUAUUGUAAUGUUUCUAUUGUAAUGUCUCUCUUGUAAUGUUUCUAUUGUAAUGUUUCUAUUGUAAUGUUUCUAUUGUAAUGUUUCUAUUGUAAUGUUUCUCUUGUAAUGUUUCUAUUGUAAUGUUUCUAUUGUAAUGUUUCUAUUGUAAUGUUUCUAUUGUAAUGUUUCUAUUGUAAUGUUUCUAUUGUACGCAUUGAUUAAAAAAUCUUAUUUCAGCAGGUGUUUAUUUUUUAUCUCCCCAUUUCUAAAGCGCUAUUCCAAGCGGCACUCAGGAAUCCAGCAUGCCCGGAGCUCAGCAUUUCUCUCAUGCCAAUCCAGGCAACAAAUCGGCAGCUAUGUUGGCGAUGGAGAGGGCUGUGGUGGACAAGGGAGACGUGUCAGCGUUUGUUGAAAGCAGGCACCCAGAGGGCAAGGUGAGGGGCGUAAUGUGUAAUAUGUUGAGAAAAAGGGUUCAUGAUAUUAUGCACUUAAUGUAUUUUUUAAUUUUGCUCUUACAUAGUAUUCAAACAAUAAUAAUGAUACUCAAAGGUUUCAAUAAGACUAACUGUAAUAGUGGAAAAAUUCACUGAAACAAGGUCUAAUCCUGUUACCUAUUUAAACAUUGUUCAAACUAUGUUUGGUAUGUGUCAUCGGGUUAGAGAGUUUUGUUUUUGACAUCUCUGCCUCCUAAAGAAAAUAAAAAUGACAGAGGUAAACGAAAAAUACAUAACUUGCAAUACCAUAUAUAUUUUUGCAAUGUUUUAAGAGAAGACAACCUUGUUGAAAAACAAAACAAUCCAAAAAUAGAAAUUCAUGAAAAUAUUAGCAAAAAUGCUCAUCGCGUGGCUUUCUUUUGUUCUAUUAUUUACUGAACAAUCUGUUUUCAGAUUGAAAAGACAUACAAGACCGGGGCAAAGGAGAUUAGUUUCCCCAAUGGUACAGUCAAAGAAAUUUCAGCAGACGGGCAAACCAUAGUUUGCAGGCUGGCCAACGGAGACAUCCGCCAGAUCUUUCCUGAUCAUAGAGUGGUGGGUGGCGAUAAACUAGCCUUGGUGCCCAUAACAAGCUCAUCACAUUUAAAGUUUUCUUUGCUGGUUUUUGAUUUUUUUUAAAAAUAUUCUUUAUUUUGAUGUCUGGUUAGUGAAAUAUUUAAAUGUAUUGCCUUGAGUUUGUUCAUUUGUAUAUCAGUCUUGCUGUGUAAUCCUUUUACAAAUCUUGAGAUUAAAGUCCUCAAAUUUUAUUUUUGCAUCCCUGCAGGUAUACAUUUUCGCUGAGGCUGAAAUCCUUCAGACAACAUUUCCUGAUGGUUUGGAAACGUUCCAGUUUAAAAAGUGUGUAUAUUUCUGUUGUUAGAUCUUUUUUAAACAAAUGCCAUGAUUUAAAGCUUACUUUCUGUUCACUGUAUCAACAGAGCUUCUUCGCACAUCUUGCUACACUACGUCUCUUUUAAAUGGUCUGUUUAACAUCAUUUUUGUCCUGAAAGUGGUCAAAAUUGCAAUAACUACAGCUAUCGUGCCUAGAAAAAACACAAUCAAUGUUUUUUUAGCUUUUCUGAUAAAAUUCAAUUUUUACCUGUAUUUGAAAUAAAAUAGCUUAACAAGUGCACUUCAUCUUUUAAUGAAUUUUUUAUUAACUGUAUUUUUUUUUCGAUGUUAUGCUUGAAGAAUAAUCUGAAAGUCUUUGAAAGACUAAUGAUAAAAGCUAUUUCCUGAAAGUGCUUAUAUGCUAAACAGAUAAGCUUUUCAUGUACUUAUUUCUUUUGCUAUGCAAUUCCUUCAAAGUCUCACGCAAUGCUCUGGUUUCAUCUCAUCAUUGUAAUCUUCUCCAUGAUUUGAAAUUCUUAUUGUAUGGUUUCAGUGGUCAGACAGAAAAACGAUACCCAGACGGCACGGUGGAGAUCACAUUCCCCUCCAAGGAUGUCAAGUACCUGUUUCCGGACGGGGGCCAGGAGGUCAUCCUUACCGAUGGCACAGUCAUGCAGUACAACAGUAAAGGGGAGAGGACGGUGGAAUACCCCAGUGGGGACAGGGAGGUACACACUGCUGAAUAUCAGGUGAACUCUUGGUUUAACAAAAUGUCCCUGGUCUUCAUUUAGUAACCUAUGGUAAUGCACCACGGCAGCCUGCAUGAUGUGCUUCAAAGUACUUUAAACAUCAUCAUCUUGACCUGGCAGCCAUUUGGGCAUGUGCCCUUUUGGCUCCUGAAAAAAUGUCUACUCCCUCCACAGUUGGUGCAGUCUGGUAUUUUUGUGGGUGAUUAAGGGGCAAAUCAUGGAGUGCCGGGCAAUGAAAAAAAGAUUUACAAGUACAGAAGCAAUUUUAAAGCUGUAAAAUAAUGAGUACGAUGAUGGCCUCCCAUAUUUUCUUCUUAUACAUUUUCAUUCACUCAAACAUGGAAAAUAUUUUGUAUUAUAAUAUUAAUAAUUUGCAUUUAAAUUCCUUAAAUCAUGUGCAAAUUAAAUGAUAUUUCAUAAAUAACCUAGCUAUCAAAUUAAUCUGUUCAGAAUGUAAUAGAACCAGCAAAUCCGACAACUGCAGGCAUUUUAUGACACUCAAAGAAGCAGAUGUCUUAUUUUUAAAACAUUCCUUUAUCUUCCCCUUUUACCAAUGGGAACCUUAAGCCCACCUCCUCUCUUAUAUGUAUUGUUAUUUGUAUCAGUUAUAUGGUUAUAUUAGUUGUUAUGUGUAUCACUUCAAGUGUUAUAUGAAUCACUUAAAUAAUCUGUCAAACUAAUUGGGCUUGAGAUACUCUCCACAAGUAGUCCCAUGCAAAAUGUAUAUUGUUGAAUUACUGCAUUUUUGCUUGUUUUGGAUAGAGUCAAAGUGGAGUUAAAGUCUGGGUUAAGAAUUUUACAAGUAUUUUUUAUGUUCAUUAUGUACAUUAAAUUGCUCUUCUUCGCGCACACUGAUAUCACAUAAUUAAAUCUAUUUUUAAGUAUUUAAAAAAAUUAUUUUAUUUCUUUCAUUGACUGCACACUAUUGCCAAAACACAGAUGCCUAGGUUCUGUCACCCAUUUUAUGUAGUGGGGUUAAAUCAUUCAACAUUUUCAUUAAAAGGUAAUUUUGUUUUGGUUCCAGAGACGUGAGUUCCCUGAUGGUAUAGUCAAAACAGUUUAUGCUGAUGGAAGGCACGAAACAAGAUUUCCCAAUGGCCGCGUUCGCAUGCGUGACAAAGACGGUAACGUUAUCAUGGACCAGAUAGUACACAGAUGA